Parastagonospora nodorum SN15 is the source of this 1251-nucleotide messenger RNA. RefSeq lists its product as hypothetical. Lineage: Eukaryota; Fungi; Ascomycota; Dothideomycetes; Pleosporales; Phaeosphaeriaceae. The record is from RefSeq and is a predicted model, not a curated record. Bases 1 to 1251 code for a protein of 416 amino acids. The transcript has 2 exons. Gene Ontology annotation, molecular function: glycosyltransferase activity.
AUGUGGGCCGUACCUUGCAUCUUCUGUUGGACCAAGUUCAAUAAAAUCCGUCCAGGGAGGUCCUGGAUGCAGAUGAGAGGUGUGAUGUGGCUGCAGUCUUCACAUGAGUCGCAAUUGAACACUGAUUACUGCUACACAAUUGUCCUUGAGCCGAUUCGCUCGGUCGGCGAUCGCGAAGCAUUUGCCCUUGCAAUUCUGGAUGACACCGACCAAGCGCGUGUCGGUGUAGAUCCUCAGCACACUCCAUCGCCGGCCGAGGUAGCUCAUGAUACACCCAGCUUUACACAAUCGGACGGCUCUUCUUCGUCGCAUCCCGAAUUUUCUUUCCAAGAGGAUCUUGAUGUCGAAUUUCCUUUUGCAGAGCUAGACCAAUUCAGUCACCAUGCGCCGCUCCACUAUGAGCCCAAUGGGCCAAAGACAUAUGCGUAUGCUACUUUCAUGGCAACACGCAACCCGUCGCUGAAAGAUCCAUACUUUCUCGCCAUACAAUCUGUCGUCCACCGCGUACUAUGGUCCCCUCGCACGCGCACGCGCAAGAAUUAUCCCUUCAUCGUCUUCGUCGCCGACUUCGUGACAGCUGAACAACGCGCCGUCCUCCGCGGCACAGGUGCCAUCGUGCGCGAACUUGCACCACUCGAAUGGCACUGCGACAAGCCCGGCGUACAGAAGCGCUGGGUCGACCUCUUCGCAAAACUCAACAUGUGGGCUGAAACAGAAUUCUCACGCAUCAUCUUCCUCGACGCCGACGCCUUUCCGCUCACGAACAUCGACGACAUGUUCGAACUCACCCAACCGCAAAUGUGCAUCGAGCAGAAGUUGGUCCUGACCGACUUACUCCCAGGCCUGGACCAAGUCUGCGAACCUUAUAUAUUCGCGGGUGUUCCGCAGGACCCGUUCUCCACCACUGAGCCAAACAUCAACGUCGGCGCGAUGGUCAUCACGCCCUCGACCACUAUGCAUCGCCGCCUGCUGCAGAACUUUAAUAAAGCGGAGCACUAUGAUUGCGCAAUGGCGGAGCAGGCGUUUCUCAACUGGCAGUUUGGCGUCGACGGCGCGUUCCCGCUCACGCGGCUCGACAGGACGUGGGGCGGGUUCUUCCCGCAGCCAAACGAGCAGGGCAAGUUGAGGGUCGUGCACGAGAAGAUUUGGGUGGAGGGAGGUUGGUUGGGCGAGGAGUGGGAGAGGGGGUGGAAGGAAAUGGUCGACUGGUACAGCAGCGCGGAGUUUGCGGAGGAGAGGAAUCGCAUGUAG